GCUAAGAGAAGUUGAUGCUAACUUGCCUGACAUGCAAAGCAUUGAUUAAUUCUCAUUGCCAAUCGUCACUUAUUACAACUCCAUGCAUUUUACUUUCUGAAGCUGCCAUUUUCACCAUUUCUUGUGCUUCUGUUUGAGGUAUAAUAACUUGAACUCAUAUUAUUCUAAGCUCUUCCAGAUUAAUGGCAUCUCUUACACCUGGAACUCUGCUGAAGCUUCUGCAGAGUAUGAAUUCGAAUGUAAAACUUCGUGGGGAGUAUAGAUCAGUGCUUCUGCAAGUUAUCAGCAUUGUGCCAGCCUUAACAGGAUCAGAAUUGUGGCCUAAUCAGGGCUUUUUUAUCAAAGUGUCGGACUCUUCACAUUCAACUUAUGUUUCACUAUCAAAGGAAGACAACGAGCUUAUAUUGAACAAUAAAUUGCAACUUGGUCAGUUCUUUUAUGUUGAUAGAGUUGCAGCUGGGACACCGGUUCCUCUUCUAGUUGGCAUUAGACCGGUGCCAGGGCGCAACCCUUUUGUGGGUAAUCCAAAGGACUUGAUGCAAAUUCUAGAGCCAUCAGAGAGUCCAGCUGCUGUUGAUCAGAAUGAUGGACUUGUCAAUGGUUCAAAAAUGAAGGAGAUGUCAGAAGCAAAAGAGGAGAGCCCAAGAAAACAAAAAAUUGUGAUUAAAGAAGAGAAGGCUGUUGUUUCAUCUAGGUAUAUGCAGGGUGUUUUGACAGUGAAUUCCAAGGCCAGUGGCUUGGUUUCAAAUAGCAAUGGAAAGAGUAAUGAAAAUAAUAAUGGUGGAGCUGGUAAGAAGGUCAAGCAGCAAGAUCAGCUUAAAGGUCAGGCACGCUCAGAGACUCCUUCUCAAAGUCGACUUAACGCAACUUCAUUGAAGCCAGAGGGGGCUGUUUCUGACACUGAGGAGGCUAUGGUGCCUUCCAAGAAACUGACUGCAAAGCACAACUCAGGUAGACAGGAAAACAUGAACUUGAAUUAUCUGUCAAACAGGAAAGAUAAAACUCAUACUCCUGAGUUCAUAUCAUGGGCCUCUUUGCCUGCCACACUCUUGAAGCAAGGAAAGGGAAUGCUUAGAAGGAGAAAUGUAGCUUCAAUGGUUGCUGCAGAAGCUCAAAAGGAGGCAUCUACGUCAACAAAUCUUGUCAAAUGCCUUAGUCUGUUUGCUGAUCUAUGUUCCUCUGCCUCAGUAGAGCACCCUCACAGCUCUCUCACCAAAUUUUUCACACUCCAGCAGUUCAUUGAUCAACCGAACGUCACAACCCCAUUAAAGGAUAAAUCACUUCAUUCAUCUAUGCACCAUUCAUCUCAAGAGACAGAAAAGUUUAGUAAAAAGGCAGGCCUUAUUCAUGGUAAGAGCACAUUGAAGUAUUUUGCCAAGCCUUCAAUAGAGUUGAGUGGAAAUGAGAAACUAGAAUGGGCUAAAGGAGAUAGUGCAAAAGAGAUCAAAGAAAUGAGAAAUAACCUCAUAAAUGAAACAAGAAAUUGGUUCUUGAAAUUCUUGGAGGCAGCAUUGGAAGCCGGUUUUCGAGGGGGAAAUCAGGAGAAGAAAGGAAAAUACAAUGCAGGAAGAUUGUUAAUGGAGCCAGAUAGCCACAUUGCUGUCACAUUAUCACAACUGAAGCAUGCGACUGAGUGGUUGGAUAAACAAACUAGAAAUUUGAGCUCAGACAAUAAUGCCUUAGUUGAAACAAUUGAAGGGUUGAAGAAAAAGGUUUAUGCCUGUUUGCUCCUUCAUGUGGACUCAGCAGCCUCUGCUCUAGAGAACAAGUCUGAUAGAACUUGAUUCAACACAAAUGGAACUCAUUUUAUUAAAUUAUGUGUGAUAUAAUGCUGAUGAAUAACUUAUAUUAUUUAAGAUUAAGCUGAUUGAUAGUUUGGUCAAUCAUAGACAAAGCAAUUCAUGUAUAAACUUAUUUGGAACAAUAAGGGCAUUCAAGGUCCAGCUCUAGUAAUGGUGUGACAUUGAUGUGCUACAUUUUUAAUUCA
This is a messenger RNA of Mangifera indica (mango), 1987 nucleotides long. RefSeq lists its product as uncharacterized. The record is from RefSeq and is a predicted model, not a curated record. The coding region runs from base 183 to 1784 and encodes 533 amino acids. Lineage: Eukaryota; Viridiplantae; Streptophyta; Magnoliopsida; Sapindales; Anacardiaceae. The transcript has 4 exons.